Messenger RNA from Ylistrum balloti, 928 nucleotides. Its product is annotated as dentin sialophosphoprotein-like. The record is from RefSeq and is a predicted model, not a curated record. The coding region runs from base 26 to 928 and encodes 300 amino acids. The transcript is spliced from 4 exons. Lineage: Eukaryota; Metazoa; Mollusca; Bivalvia; Pectinida; Pectinidae.
CACAGCUAACACGCAGAUCGGACACAUGCCACACACUAAAAAGAGAUGUAGUUGUAGAAUUUGUCAAUCUAAAUUAGCACCGAUAGAUGCCAGAAUAGUAGCAAAACACUUGAAGUAUGGCAGCAACGAACCAACUACAUCGCCGGAAAAAAAUGAGCUGGAGGAAUUUACCAGAUUUUCUUCAGACGGAUCGGACAUGGAAGAAACGCCAGAAUCACAAGUAUUUGUUAAUAACACAGAGACAUCAGACCAAAAACAAUUGAAUAAUGUUACCGGAAAUUCUGAACAAGCUGUGGAAAGUUUGCAAGAAAGUGAUGAAAGUAUUACAAGUAAUGAAGAGGAUCAAGGCAGUUUAUCAGAUGUCGGUUCUGACUCAUCAGAAACAGACGAUGAAGGCUGCGAUGAAAAGAAAAAGUGGUCAUUCUCAUUUGACAGUGAGCUAUAUUCAAAAGGAAUUGCUACACAAAACUUACCUGAUUCCAACAUAACUAUUCUGCAAUGGCUUGCUAUAAAUUUCUACACUUUUUCAUCACAUGCUAUGAGUAAGAGUACUUUUUCUAGCCAUCUCAAUAUUUCAUUUCUUCAGGGACAUCUUGAUGAUUUAAUGGGAGAUUGCCCCACAAUUAGUCCUGUUACUAUCAGUUCUCAAAAACGAAAGCAGCCUGAAGCUUCAAGCCAAGAUGAAGAUGACGAUGAAAUAGUAGAUCAAGAUCAAGACAGCUCUAGCUCUGAAGCUUCCAUCCCGAAAGAAGCAAGCAGGAAAAAAGUAAAGAAAUCAAAGUCGUCUGAAGUAAUGGACUUACUAAAAUUGCAUACUCAACAGCAGCAGGAGUUUCGAAAGGAAGAAGCUGCACGCAAGGAUAAAAUGCACAAAGAAAAAAUGGCCUUACUUUCUACACUGGUGCAAUCAUUGCAGCAAAAAAAAUGA